Andrographis paniculata is the source of this 827-nucleotide messenger RNA. RefSeq lists its product as uncharacterized. Gene Ontology annotation, molecular function: RNA binding. The transcript has a single exon. Gene Ontology annotation, cellular component: nucleolus; nucleus; preribosome, large subunit precursor. The coding region runs from base 53 to 619 and encodes 188 amino acids. Gene Ontology annotation, biological process: ribosomal large subunit biogenesis; ribosome assembly. The record is from RefSeq and is a predicted model, not a curated record. Lineage: Eukaryota; Viridiplantae; Streptophyta; Magnoliopsida; Lamiales; Acanthaceae.
UAAAAUCUAAAAUCCCCAAAUCGGAAAACCCUAAACCUCAAAUCUGACAGCCAUGAGACCUCUCGACGAAAAAGAAACUACCAUCGUCUUCGAGAAGUUGCACAAAUUCGUCGGAAACAACAUCAAGAACAUCGUCUUGGAAUCGGAGUCGCACGAGGGACCAGAUCCGAACCCCGGCCGGUACUGUUUCCGGCUCCAGAAGAACCGCGUCUACUACGUCUCCGAAUCGCUAGUCAAAAGGGCCACCAACAUCAAGCGCGAGAAGCUGGUUUCACUCGGCACUCAAAUCGGAAAACUAACGAAAUCGGGGAAGUUUCACCUGACAAUCCAGUGCUUGAAUUUGUUAGCUGCUAAUGCUAAGCAUAAGGUGUGGCUGAAGCCAACUUCGGAGAUGAGUUUUCUGUACGGAAACAGUGUUCUGAAGGGAGGAGUGGGGAGAAUCACCGAGAACAUACAAGUGAAUGACGGUGUGGUCGUUUACUCGAUGACGGAUGUCCCGUUGGGAUUCGGUGUUGCUGCGAAGAGUACGGUGGACUGUAGGAAGAUGGAUCCGAAUGGGAUUGUGGUGCAUCGCCAUUCGGAUAUUGGGGAGUAUUUGAGAAUGGAGGAUGAUCUCUAGGAUGGAUUGAUUCUACAUAAUUUUGGUAUCCAAAACUGGUGCUUACUGGUAAAAAUCCUUGUUACUGUCUUGAAUUUUGAGCUAUAGUUUAUUUCAUCAAUGCUGAUGAUUUGCAUGAUAUAGUUGCCAUUGAUGGAUACUGUCAUUUACACUGCCUGGGAGAUUAAAUUGGUUUGGUUUAAUACAUGUGUUGUGUUAUGUAUAAUUA